Molecule: messenger RNA, 763 nt
Organism: Penicillium canescens
Lineage: Eukaryota; Fungi; Ascomycota; Eurotiomycetes; Eurotiales; Aspergillaceae
Product: 40S ribosomal eS30 domain-containing protein
Exons: 3
Biological process (GO): translation
Cellular component (GO): cytosolic small ribosomal subunit; ribosome
Molecular function (GO): structural constituent of ribosome
Source: RefSeq, a predicted model, not a curated record
AAUCCGGGCCCGAGACUGCUCGCUAAGCCGCCCCACACGUCGCACUCCCAAUUUUGCAACCCCAUCGAGACACAAGAAUCGCUCCAUCACCAAACCACUUCCACCUCUCGUUCAUCAAAAUCAUCCAACAUGGGUAAGGUUCACGGCUCUCUCGCCCGUGCCGGUAAGGUCAAGGCUGCCACUCCUAAGGUCGAGCCCCAGGAGAAGAAGAAGAACCCCAAGGGUCGCGCCUACAAGCGUGUGCUCUACACUCGCCGUUUCGUCAACGUUACCAUGACCGGUGGCAAGCGCAAGAUGAACCCCAACCCCGGCCAAUAAACUAUUCAAGUCGUUGAAAAAACCAACCGCACCGCGAUCGGCUAGUCGAGUUACACGAUGUUGAGACAAAUAUUCGCAUGACCGCGACACGACCACGGCCCAAACGAACGAGAGCAACCAGAUUACGGCUGGUACUUGGACGGAUGAUAUCAUGCUUCGUUUUCGCUUGAAUUUCUUUUUUUGCUGGUAACGCACGGGUUAUGGAGGGUUGAAUCACGGAAAUUGUUGAAUACACAUGGCGGUCUGAGGAUGGAAGGCUGUGGCUCGGUGUGUGGGCUGUCUACGGAUAGUUCUCGCAUGCCAGACUUCAAAGUCACUUUCGACUCGUUACAUAGGCUGUUCCAUGAAUGAAUUUCCAAUCCAGGAAUGGACACUUCUUCUACUUUUGUUUCGGAUUUUCGGUCUGAAAGUUAGGAUCUGGGAUACGGGGCUGGCUUUGAAUGCC